Messenger RNA from Strongylus vulgaris, 240 nucleotides. The record is from the annotation of a GenBank genome assembly. Lineage: Eukaryota; Metazoa; Nematoda; Chromadorea; Rhabditida; Strongylidae.
AUGCUUGUCGUCUGGCUUUUUGCCUACUGCAUACUGCCCGUCGGCUACUGUAGUCAGUAUUCAUCGAUCAGUGAGAGUGUACAUUCUCCGGCUGAGAAUCAUUCUGAUGGAAGCGUCAGAUUUCGAAGAUUCUUUUCUUCUUACCCACCUACACAGAAGUCUAAACGAGCUGCCACUGCUCGUAAGGAACGCAUAUGGCCAGAUGGUGUCAUUCCAUAUAUCGUAGCUGCAAAUUUCUCC